Molecule: messenger RNA, 2166 nt
Organism: Candida dubliniensis CD36
Lineage: Eukaryota; Fungi; Ascomycota; Pichiomycetes; Serinales; Debaryomycetaceae
Gene: BDF1
Product: chromatin-binding protein
Exons: 1
Coding region: 1-2166 (721 amino acids)
Biological process (GO): regulation of DNA-templated transcription; chromatin remodeling
Cellular component (GO): chromatin; nucleus
Source: RefSeq, a predicted model, not a curated record
AUGUCUGAAACAUUUCCCGAAACUAACACUCCUGUACAAACUCCAUCUACUGAAAGUUUUGUUAACAAGAUGAAUGCUGAUGACAAAACUAUUGGCAAUAAUGUUUUCUCUCAAGAUAGCGAUAGUAAUCAACAAAGUUCACACCAAGAACCGCUUUCACCUCCUAAUCCAUCUCCUACUCCUGAGAAGAGACAAUUAGACGAUGAGAUAGAUAGCAACACUGAGCCAGAGAGUAAGAAACAAAAGGUGGAAGAAGAAUCUAAUGUUGGUCAAACUGCCCUUGAAAGUGGAUCGCCAAUAAAUGAAGAUCAGGAAAUUGCUACAAAUAAUGGUAUUUCUGAAGACGCAGCACAAGAAAAACCUCAAGAGGAAGCACCGCAAGAGAAACCUCAAGAAGAUGCACCACAAGAGAAACCCCAAGAUGCACCACAAGAGACGCCUCAAGACGUACCACAGGAAAACCCUCACGAAAGUGAGGAACCAGAUAUUAAAGAAAUUGAUCCACCAAAGCCACCAGUCUUUACAGAACCUGCACCGAAACCACCUCAAGAACCAGAUAUGAACAAUUUACCAGAACAUCCACUACCACCACACCAAGCCAAGUUUGUGUUAAAUACCAUCAAGGCUGUGAAGAGAAAUAGAGAAGCAGUUCCAUUUUUGCAUCCAGUCGACACUGUCAAAUUGAAUGUCCCAUUCUACUACAAUUAUAUUCCCAGACCAAUGGAUUUGUCUACUAUUGAGCGUAAGAUCAACUUGAAGGCAUACGAGAAUGUUUCACAAGUUGUUGAUGACUUUAACCUUAUGGUGAAGAAUUGUAAGAAAUUCAAUGGAGAAGCAGCUGGUAUAUCGAAAAUGGCGAUGAAUAUUCAAGCACAAUUUGAAAAGCUUAUGGUCAAGGUGCCACCGAAAGAAUUGCCAGUAGGAACUAACGCUGCUGAAGCUGCCUCUGCUGCUACUUCACCCAAUACAAACAAGAGAAAAGCCACUACAGAAUCUUCAUCCCUGCAUCAUCAUCAACACCGAGAUUCAGUAGCUGCUGCCAGACCAAAGAGAACUAUCCAUCCACCUAAAUCAAAAGAAUUGCCAUACGAGACCAAGCCAAAGAACAAAAAAGUUGCAGCAGAAUUAAGGUUCUGUAAUCAGACAAUAAAAGAGCUUAUGUCUAAAAAGCAUUACAAUUAUAACUUUCCGUUUUUGGCACCCGUAGAUACAGUCGCUUUGAAUAUACCUAACUACAAUGAAAUAGUGAAGCAUCCAAUGGAUUUAGGAACUAUUCAGUCCAAGUUAGCAAACAACGAGUAUGAAAAUGCCGAUGAUUUUGAGAAAGAUGUGAGAUUGGUGUUUAAAAACUGUUACCUUUUCAACCCUGAAGGCACUGAUGUUAAUAUGAUGGGACACCGAUUGGAGGCUGUGUUUGACAAGAAAUGGGCAAGCAAACCGGUUCCUGAACCAACUCCACAGAAUUCAGAUGUUAGUGACCGGGAUUAUAGUAGUGAAGAGGAAGACAAUGUUGAAAUUAGCGAAGCCAUGCUUUCAGAAAUCCCUGCAAUCCAAGUUAUGGAGAACCAGAUUAUCAGAAUGAGAAAAGAAUUGGACGAAUUGAAAAAAGAGCAUUUGAAGAGAUUGAGAGAGCAACAAGCUGCCAGAAAGAAGAAGAAACAACAAAAGGGUAAGCGAAGAGCCUCUAAGGCAAAACAUGCAAAGGACAGUCAUCAUCAUCAUCAAGUACAAGCACCACCAGAACCACCAAAAUUGACUCCACCUCAGCCAGUGGUUACUUAUGAGAUGAAAAAGCAAGUUUCAGAAAUGGUUCCUAAUUUGUCAGACAAGAAAUUAAAUGCAUUGAUCAAGAUAAUUCAGGAUGACGUUCAAAUCAGUAACGAUGACGAAGUAGAAUUAGACAUGGACCAAUUGGAGGAUCGUACAGUAUUAAAGUUGUACGACUUUUUGUUUGGUGACAAAGCAUUGAAAAAUUCUGCUGGCAAGAAGAAGAAGCCUAUUGCAAAUAACAAUUUGGAUGAGCUAGCACAUUUGAGAAGCCAGCUUGCGUUGUUUGAUGAAGGGGUAAAUGGUCAACAAGGGUCUGGUAAUGGAUUUAUGAAUGUUGUGAACCAAGAAGAGUCUUCUGAAGAUGAGGCAUCGUCAGAAAGUUCAGAAGAAGAAUAA